GCAUUGCUUCGUCUGCUGUUGCGUCUUAAAAAAGUACCUGAGUACGAGUAGCCACGCAUCAAUGUGACGUGUGGCUCAUCGCGACCUAUGAUCGUUGGGUGAAAGAGCUAGUCUCUGCCGGAAGGCUACCCGGUGGAUGUUGCUGAGGAAAUGAAUGGACGGCUGGCGUAGAGGCUGAACACAGGCAGUCAAGACACAGCUUGGCGGCUUGGUGAUUUUGCACAUGAACCGUGGCGCGCGCCAUCCUCCUGGCCCAUCCACCUUUUUAUUCCCCGGAUGCCAGCUGUACAAUGUGCCUCCCCCGGUCCAGUAGGCUUCCAUUCGCGAUUGCAGCAAACUUUCUUCAGUCGCCAUCCGCGGCGCGCAAACGAAUCGCAGCAACGUAUUCGUGCCGUCGGCCUGCCGUUGAUGCAGACAAGAGCCGACACAGGCAGAAGCGGCCCCCGGACCCCGUCACAUUGCUUGGUGACGCCGAACCAGUUGAUCGUUAUGGAAUUGAAGCCAGAGCCUGUAGAGGUACUCGUACCUAGUCAGAGGACUCCAUGUUUGGUGCUAGCCAGCAGGCCCGCUGGCCGGUGCUAGACCAAACCAACCUUCUGGUGCCUCUGAGCCCUGCCGGGGUAAAAAGGGUUGUUGGAUGGAAGGG
Molecule: messenger RNA, 646 nt
Organism: Trichoderma harzianum CBS 226.95
Lineage: Eukaryota; Fungi; Ascomycota; Sordariomycetes; Hypocreales; Hypocreaceae
Exons: 1
Coding region: 277-582 (101 amino acids)
Source: RefSeq, a predicted model, not a curated record